Lachancea sp. 'fantastica' is the source of this 2250-nucleotide messenger RNA. The record is from the annotation of a GenBank genome assembly. Lineage: Eukaryota; Fungi; Ascomycota; Saccharomycetes; Saccharomycetales; Saccharomycetaceae.
AUGAUUCUUCCAAUGGAAAUUUUGGAACGAAUAGUCGUUAACGGUCUCGAUAGUGUUGAGACGGCCAGAGCUUGGUCCAAGCUCUCACCGAGUUUCCAAACGCAAGUUACAAAACAUUUGGGCAUUCUGGUAAUUUCAGACUGUGCCAUAACUGAUGAAUUGGACCCCAAGAGGUCUUUUGCAGAAAGUAAACUUUUGGAGUAUAUGUCUCUCAGCGGAGUAGAGAAUACGCUCAGUAUGAACAUUGAGCGGUUUGACAAAACUCAGCUGCGAGAGUUUCUUCAAAAAUAUCAAAAUUUCAUGUUUGUCGUUGUCACAGACGAACACUUUAGCGAACGAGUUUGGACUUGUCUGUCCUGUGUUAUAGAACAGAUUGCAAGCAUAGACGCAGCACAUUGCAAAAAUAUAUCCAUGAUUUACAAAACUGGCCGCAACUACCUCAGCAAAAUUAAUUUCCGUGGGCUUUUGCGAUACCCUUGGCUUAUUCGUCUUUGUGAGCUUCACCUCUUGAGUGGCUCCGAUUUGGCGGAGCAUGACAAUAUCGACCUAGAUCUCGUUUUCGAGACGACAAACUUGUACAACGUGAAACGAUUGUUGAGCCUGACAGUCCAGGACCCAUCGCAUGUAUUGAGAGCGCCAAACCUUGUGUCGAUACGUGAUUUGGAACUUUCCAGAAACGUCAAUCCUGUGAAAGCAUUAGCAUAUGCGCCGCUUUUAUCUCGCAUUCAGAACUUUCGCAUCCCAACAGAUAUGGACCCUCAAUUGCACUACCGUCUGCCAGCGUGUGACGAAUUGGGUCUCGUAAACUAUAGCUCUACAUCCGUUUCUCCAUAUUUGGAUGGACGAGGUGUCCGUGAACAUCUAAAGAUAAUAACGUCGGUAAGAAAUGAGAGUGGAGUUUUGCGGAAUAUGAACUUUUCAAGAGUGAAAAAACUAUCUGUAUCGACAUUGAACUCUUCAGUAGGUGAAGUGGAAUUUCAAAAUUGCGACUUUUCGCAGUUACGAUUUUACGAUGGAUCUCAGGCUUCCGGGCCAACCAAAUGGAGGACCCUUCGUGCCUCAAAUGCUAAGAUAGACUCGGUCAGAAUAUCCCUAAAUUCCUGCGACGAUCUUUUAGCUUUCAUGAGUUGCCCCUUCGAACUUAGUGGAACAGUGGAGUUAACAUCGAAAUCCAAGGGCACAAAUACUGCAUCGGCAGCUUGCGAGCUUUCCACAGUCGAACGUCGGACUCAUUUGACAACUUUACUGGCUAAUUGCUCACGUAUCGUAAUGAAUUUGAACAGUGUCUGGCAAUGUGUUAUCCUGCACCACAUAGUUAAGCCCCAUAUGCCUGCAACUGCGCUGAUAUGUCUCGAUAUCAACUUUGAAGCCCUGCAAGACGACAUUCGUCAUUGUUGCGAAGAGCUUGGCAAAUCCCGAAGUGAGCUUUUCUGUUUGGUCCAUCUACCUUCUGAAGAUGGAAUUAUUCAAGUCCAAGUUCCACAGGCCAAGCGUGCCACCAUACUUGACGCCACCCCAAAUUCUGUAAAAAGCAAGACAUUUUCGUUUGCGGAGCGGGCUUUAGGGAUUGAUGAAAUGAAUUCCAACACAACGAUUCAUACCAGUGUCAGCCAACUACAAGAUCCCGUAUCCCCCACGGAAUUCCGCAGAAAUAGUUUGGCGGGCAGCGACAGCGAGACUGCUCGACGUCACAGUAUAGUGCACAUCGGCGUACCUCCAUACCUGCAUGCGCAAGCGGAAAGUGCCAGGAGCUCGAUUUCUGGCGAUGACCAACUGUUGCCGCCAUCACUUCAUCAAAAUGAUUCGAAUGAAUGGUGGCGCGAGCUGCUUACUUUGACGCAUGUCCGAGGCACACCUCUAAAUUUGGAAAUAACAGAAGACAUCUUGAACUACUGCACCGCAGAGGAAGGUCACCUCUUUGAAGCUGCAACUGUGAGAGUAAUUUCAAAACGAACCAUUGGAAAUGGGAGAUCAGGGGAGAACAAUGACUUUGCAACUUCAAGUGUGAUUUUUGAAGCACUUCAAAAACUUCGAGAUUUGGGAUUCAAGCAUCCCAACGCGGCUUCUUUUGAGUAUUUCGUGCCAAUAGCAAGGGGCGGAGACAGUAGAAGGCUACGGCAGGAAACGAAGGACAAGAUCAGUCAUUUGGUAUACGUAGAGAGCGGAAAACACUGUGAAACUAUUGAUGCUAUUUUAGAUAAUGAGUCGUGCGUCUUGCUCAGGAGCUUCCUGGGAGAAAAUAAGGCAUAA